GAUCACUUUCAUUAAAGUUAAGAGCAAUUAUCCCUCACAUUUUCUCUUUCAAAGAUCUAGACUCUUAAAAUAGAAUUGUCUUUUUGGUUCCAAACAAUCAGUCGAUAACGAGCCCCCUCAGAAAUGAGAUGGUGAACCUAACACUAUACGGUUUGGACCCCAGUCCACCAGUUCGAGCCGUAAAACUAACCCUGGCAGCCCUCAACCUGGCCUACAAAUACAUUAACAUCAGUGUCUUGGACAGGGAUCAACUUUCCGGGGAGUACUUGAGGAAGAAUCCCCAGCACACAGUCCCCACUUUGGAGGAUGAUGGUCACUACCUAUGGGACUCGCAUGCUAUCAACGCCUAUCUAGUGUCCAAGUACGGAAGAACCGACUCUCUCUAUCCAAGGGAUCUCCUCCAAAGAGCUCUGGUGGAUCAGAGGCUGCACUUUGAUUCCGGAGUGGUUUUUGCCAACGGGAUCAGGAGUAUUAUCCAGCCAGUGCUCUUUCUUGGCCGGAAGAUUGUGCCCCAAGAACGACGCGAGGCCAUAUCUGAGAUUUACGAUUUCAUAGAGACCUUCCUUCAGGGGCAGGAUUUCAUGGCUGGCAGUCACUUGACCAUUGCUGACUUCAGUCUCAUAUCAUCUGUUAGUUCACUGCCCGCCUUCGUGUACUUUGAUCCUGUGAAGUAUCCCAAGGUUGAUGCCUGGAUCAGGAAAAUGGAAAAACUCCCAUACUACGAAGAGGCCAAUGGCAAAGGGGCUCGUAUAUUCGCAGCCAGCAUAAAAAAGACUAAGUUUACCUUCGAAAAGUGA
Drosophila ananassae is the source of this 797-nucleotide messenger RNA. RefSeq names its product glutathione S-transferase 1. Gene Ontology annotation, molecular function: glutathione transferase activity. The transcript has a single exon. Lineage: Eukaryota; Metazoa; Arthropoda; Insecta; Diptera; Drosophilidae. The record is from RefSeq and is a predicted model, not a curated record. Gene Ontology annotation, biological process: glutathione metabolic process. Bases 129 to 797 code for a protein of 222 amino acids.